Messenger RNA from Gymnodraco acuticeps, 5750 nucleotides. RefSeq names its product potassium voltage-gated channel subfamily A member 7. Gene Ontology annotation, biological process: protein homooligomerization; potassium ion transmembrane transport. The transcript has 4 exons. The record is from RefSeq and is a predicted model, not a curated record. Lineage: Eukaryota; Metazoa; Chordata; Actinopteri; Perciformes; Bathydraconidae. Gene Ontology annotation, molecular function: protein binding; delayed rectifier potassium channel activity. The coding region runs from base 1838 to 3466 and encodes 542 amino acids. Gene Ontology annotation, cellular component: membrane; voltage-gated potassium channel complex.
UCGUUUAUAACCUCAGUUUGUAGUUGAGGUUCAAAGUUCCUACAAAUCACGAGGUCUGCUCUGCUGCCUUCAGGUGCUGUUGGUAGUAUUGGACAUCACACAACUCACUGAAACAUGCCUGAUGAGCCCCGACUACGCUCUAACGAAAGCAGACCAACAACAAAACGCACAUUAAAAUGCUGAUGAUAACAACACCUAUACUGAAACAUAUAGACCAUUUUCAAAAUAGGUAAGAAAAGUAUUUUAAAUACAGUAAAGCAACUUACUACAAUGAAUGCAGUGCACUAAUACAAUAACAAGACCAGUGAGAGUCUACUGCCAUGCUAGCAGCUCUACAGUUGAGCUAAACGCUAAUCAUCAGCAUGCUAACAUACUCACAGUAAUACGAACAUGUUUACUAUCUUAGUUAACUUCAGGUUUUUUGUCAAGUCUUAGUUGACCUUGUUAGCAUGCUAACAUUUGCUGAUAAGCACUAAACACAAAGUACAGUUGAGUUGAGGCUGAAAACGUGAUCCGUUUUUCAGAUAUUUGGGCAUAAAGUUAAAAGCAUUGGAACAACUUUAAUUUUAACCUGAUGAUGAAACUAUAUAAAGAAAAGGCAAGGGUAUCACUGAAGUGAUAAAGCUACCUCUAAUGAGAAGUGAAGCUUUGUAUCAAAUUUGUUUGAGUUUUUUUGCAGUAGUCAGGUACUCAUGCAAUUAAAGGCAACAUUUAAAGCUCUUCCUGUAAUGGGAAUUGUAGUUUUACUGCACACAGACAGACACAUUGCCACACAUAAAUGCUUGAGUGUGGUCUUCAUGGUGAGUUUAAAAUAACCACAUCCAGAUUUAUAUUUAAUAUCAAAUGAAGGCUAGACUGGCAGGUCAGGUUUCAAUUUGACAUGUUUUAAAUUUGUGGACACUUUUACGUAAGCCACAGUAGACAAACAUAAUUUAAAAUACAUGUUGACAGCAGUUUAAGAUGAUUGAAACUAAAGAAAAAUACUACAUAUAUGAUGGCACAUUCAGAGUGUAAAUCACCAUCAACAACACUUUAAGUUUUAGAUUACCGACAUUUUUCUUUUUUCGUCAUCAAAAUACUCACUGCUACGUGAGUGUGCAAACAUUUACAGUGUGUUUAAGAAAGAGUGAGGGUUAGCAGGUUGGCAUUUUCGACCAGGAAAGGUUGUUGGGGGCAAAGUAAAGGCUGAGGGGGGCAGGGGUGCUCUUGGAGUAGGAGAGGUCGAGGAUCGAAUUUCGGCCCGAAAGCAUUCCCUACAGGCCCACAGAGCGUGAGAGAGCACAAGUGAAGACCGCGAGUGACAUACAAACAAGCUUAACUAACUUCACCCGAGCUGCAGAUUAACGCCAAAGCAGCAGCCCCUGAAGGAGCCACAAUGCUCCUCUGCCACCUCCCCUCCUCUCCUAAACAUGACACACGAAGGAGGGACGACAUGGCGGAUGAGGAGGAGGAGGGGUUGUCUGGACAUCAUCAUGAGGGAAUUGAUACACAAACUGUCUCAGAAGGAGCAAAGGGUGAGCCCUAAAGGCACCCCGAGGUGGAGGUACAGCAGCUGGGUUAUGGUCGCUCUCUGGAGGUGUGAUUAGUUUGAAUCAUCAGCCCUGACAGGCAGACGGACCAGAGGAGGUUUCUACUGGAUGAACUGGACAUGGUGAUGAGCAUGAAGCUGACUGCAUGUAUGGAGCGUUUUGCAUGGAGGGUCCGCAUGGUGUUGUUUACAAUACAGUUUAUAAUUAAAAAAGAACAUUUCUCAGCUGAAUUUACAAAGAAAACUGAGAGUGAAGAAACAAGAAAAGUAAGAAAAGAAACAGAACCAAGAGGAAAAAAAGCCUAAAGGAUGGAUAAUCAAGACAAAGGAGGAGGUGAAAGAGAAGAAGGAGGAGGGCAGACAAAUGAAAAUCAGAAAGCUGAGGAGGUUGGUGACGAAGAAAAAUGGACCAAAGACAAGAACAACAAGCUAGAGAAGGAAAUCAGUGAGAAGGAGCCGAGCAGAGUGGCCAAGAAGGAGAAACGCCAGUCGAGGACCGGCUGGGCUCUGACGGAACGCCUAGCCAUCAACGUGUCAGGGAUGCGUUAUGAGACGCAGCUCCGCACCCUCGCCCAGUUCCCAGACUCCAUGCUUGGUGACGCUGGACGUCGCGUCCGCUACUUUGACCCCUUGCGGAACGAAAUCUUCCUGGACAGGAGCCGCGUCUGCUUUGAUGCCAUCCUGUACUUUUACCAAUCAGGCGGGAGACUGCGGAGGCCCGCCAACGUCCCACUGGACAUGUUCCUGGAGGAGCUGCGCUUCUAUGAGCUCGGAGAGGAUAUCAUCGAACGCUACAAAGCAGAUGAAGGGUUCCCCAAGGAGGAGGAGAGGCCCUUACCCGCCAAUGACUUGCAGCGUCGCCUCUGGAUGCUGUUUGAGUAUCCAGAGUCCUCCAGCGGAGCUCGCAUCAUCGCCAUCAUCAGCGUCAUGGUCAUUGUGAUCUCUAUUCUCAUCUUCUGCCUGGAGACACUGCCUGAGUUCAGGAACGAGAAGGAAAAGAGGGAGAAAUUCACCACCAUAGCUCACCCAACCAUAGCGAACGAAACCAUCUUGGUCCCACCUGGCUUCACGCCCUUCCAGGACCCCUUCUUCAUCGUAGAGACGAUCUGCAUCAUCUGGUUUUCUUUUGAACUAGUUGUGCGCUUGCUCUGUGCUCCGAGCAAGGUGCACUUCUUCAAGGACGUCAUGAACACCAUCGACUUCUUCGCCAUCAUUCCCUAUUUCGUCACCCUGGGUACGGAGCUGGCCAGGGACAAAACCGAGCAACCAUCCGUGUCCCUUGCCCUAAUCAGAGUCAUCAGGCUGGUGAGGGUCUUCAGGAUCUUCAAACUCUCUCGUCACUCAAAGGGCCUCCAGAUCUUGGGUCAGACGCUGAAGGCCAGCCUCAGAGAGCUCGCCCUGCUCAUCUUCUUCCUCUUCAUCGGAGUCAUACUCUUUUCUAGUGCUGUCUACUUUGCAGAGGUCGACAGUCCUAACACAUCGUUCACCAGCAUCCCUGAGGCGUUCUGGUGGGCUGUUGUAUCCAUGACAACGGUCGGCUAUGGGGACAUGUACCCGGAGACGGUGGGCGGUAAGCUGGUGGGCUCCAUGUGUGCCAUCGCCGGCGUGCUCACUAUAUCUUUGCCAGUCCCGGUCAUCGUGUCGAACUUCAGCUAUUUCUACCACCGUGGGAAUGAGUGUGAGGACACGACAGAGUACAACCAUGUCCCUACGUCCGUCUGGGAGGGAGAGGACGGUGAAGAGGGAGAAGAUGAGGAAGGAUUGGAAGAGGAGAAAGAACACAAGGGAGAUUAUGCCCCAUUGUACGGACAGGACACCAGGGCUAUCUGCCCCCCGCUCAAUGGGACUCUCCUGGCAGGACUCUGUGACGGACAGGAAGCUGGUGAACGCAGAGGGUUUAACUUCUACCUCAAAGAACCUCUGGUCACUCAGGUUUGAUCGAGAAAACACUUCAAACUGCUUCAAAUUCAGAAAAGGAGAGUAUCAAGAAGUAUACUUCUGAGUGAAAGAAACAUGUACACAAGGAUUUGUACUGAUAUAAGCUGAAUUUGUUACAUUUGAGGCUUCUGUGUGAUUAUAUGAUUGAUUGAUAUACACUAGGCAUCUGUUUUUCUUAAUAAAUAUGAGUUAAUCGUCUUAAAACCCUAGAGGUUGUUUGGCAAAAUGUACCUUUAAAGACAAUGUCAAGACUCUUUAGAUAACUAUUUUACCUGUGAAGAUAAACUUCUGUUGUUGCAAUGUUGAGGUAGAAUGAAGGAGUCUGGAACCGUCAGUGCCAAAGCACUGAGAGUUUUAUUGAUCACAGUACAUUAAUACGGCCGGGGAGAUCACUUAGUUUCACACUGUCCCGUGCUCCACCAUCAUGAUCUCUGCCCCAGAAUAGACCCAACACGCCUCAACAUGAGGAGAGGCGGGCUAACAGAAGCCCGCGUUUACCUAAUCAAUAGCAGAUGGGAGACAAUAGUCUACUUGUCUCAAAGAGAUGCAGACAAGCCUCAACCCUCCCCCACGGAUAUAGGAGAAGCGUUUGACCUGUGACCUCAACUUACAGAGGAGUCUUUGACUGAUAAGUCAAACACAUGUUUGCAGUAUCACAGAAUCUAAGAAACUAUAGGAAACUCUAUAAACAGAUCAGAUUAAAAUAUUCUCUUACAUUACCCACUGAUCAACUAAACAAAAGAUUUUAUGACAUUCUCUGCAUUCUUGCUCGUUUUAGGCAGGAAAUAUAAUUUAGAGAAACAUGUUGCAGAGACAUACAACACUUAUUAUCAUGUUGCAGUAUAACAUAUAUGUUAUACAAUCCCUGUUUAUUGAUGUCACUAUUACUGUUGUGGACAAUAAAAAGUGUGCCAUGUAGGAAAUCCAUUAACCGCACAUUAGUCUGAUGCCGUAAACUGCAAUGCCCUGAACUGCUGCUGUGCACAUACUCUUUAAUAGAUUAAUGUGCAGUAAGGGUUACAGUUGCUUAUGACCUGUAAUGGUCAGAGUUAUGGUAGAAAUGUGACGCAAUAAUCUUGUGCUGAUGUUGACAACAAAGAAAUCGAUCAUCAUGGAGGUGGUGGUGACAGAGUUCAUGUAGUUGGAAUGAAUCCAGUUUGUAUGUUCUAUACAGCCGUGUAAUACAUACAGCCUCAAGAGAUGGUUGGAAAACUGAUAUCAGGUCAGCUGACACUUCUGACUUCUGAGCAACACUAUACUCUGAUGGUCUGAGGCGAUAGUACUCACCGGCUUCACAGCUUGGGCUUUACAUUAAUGACUUCAUUGCCAGUUAACUCUCUGUCUUAUACUAUGCAAUGUAUACAGGUUAUUGAAAGUCAUUAAUAAUAUCAAAAAUUCUCCAUCUGUACAUUUAGAAAUUGGCUGUUGGUAGUUUCAUUCAGCUGAUUCCAAUCAUGUAUUGAUUCAUCAGCUGACUUUUAACAGCAAAUCACAUUCAAGCAGAUGUUGAAUGCAGCCUUUAUAACACCCCUGACACCUCUUGGUUAUUUAAAUACACUUCUGCCAACUCGCUACACCACACCUAUCUCUUCCUUAUGUGUUAAGUUUUAAUAUUUUUGAUUUAGAAAAAGUAUUUAUUUAUCUGUGAAUUAGCAAGGGGUUAGUUGUUCCAUCAGAGUUCAUAUUUGCUGCUCAGACUCCCAAGAGAGCUCCAAAUACAGAGCAGAGCUUGCAUUAUCACAAUAUAACUGGCUUACUACUUGUUAUAAAAUCAAAUCUAUGAUGUUUGUGCCUCUGAGUGAAAAAAGAGACCAGUUCAGACCAGUUAUUUGUAGUAAUCCUCCUUUAUGUUGUCCAUCUGUAUCUCAAUCUUUAUUUAUUUGUAGGCAUACUUUGCUGCGAACCGUGGUGGAAGGCAUGACAAUACGAAAUGGUGUUCUACAAUAAAGCUUAUGGAUGAAUGAUAAUGUGGAUAAACCAUGAGACAUUUUGGAAGUUUUUGAUACUUUUCUUUGUGAAUUCUGUGUGUUUGUGACCUUUAACUAAAGAAUUGCAAUUGCAGCCAAAAAACUAAACGAUGUAAGGAGAUACAUGUUUUUUUCUAAAUCAUGUUGUAUAGAGUUUUACCUUAAAAAGCGGUGUGGUUAUAUAACAUGUUUUAUAAGUGAGUGAUUUUUACAGUGUGAAUGUGGCUUGACCUGCAUAUAUUUUGAGGACCGAUGUGGCUGAGGAUAUGUAUAUAUAGGAUGUCUCACUUUAUUUAAUAAAGACCACAUGUGAUUCA